CUAUUUCACUCUCUCUCUCUGCACACUCUGGUGUAUUGUUGGGUGCAGAGCCGGCGUUGUAUAGAGCUGAUCUGGAACCAGCCUGAGUAGUGAUGAGCCUGUGUAAGUUCAUAAGUGCGAUCAUUACCAGGGGCUUGUUCGUCCUCGUCUCCCUGGUCGGGGUGUGGAGGGUGACAUGGGUGAAGAAAGAUCCGAACUACUGGCUCCUGACUUUCCUCUUUCUGCCGCUCGUCCUGGAAAUGAUCAUCACCCUGAAGAGGCGCAGGGGAGAAGACUACAAGUGGUUCUCUCCUCCGAUCUUCAUGUUCCUCAUCAGUAUCAUUCCAUCCAUCUGGCUCCUGGAGCUCCACACCCAGGACAGCGAGACUCAGUGCAAAAAGGUUGACUCUGACAGUUUGAGCAGAACAUUCACGGUGAACGACAGCCUCGGAAACUUCACACACCAGGACUACCUGAAGCUCAUAAACGAGAAGUUGUCAUCUUUCUGCCCCAACGAAUGGAUCCUGGCCCUCCACCAGAUCCUGCUCAUCCUCCUCAUCGUGGGGAAGUGGCUGCUCCCCCUGGGGGGCGGAGUCACCCGGGACGAGCUCUCGCAGCUUCUCCUGAUCUUCAUCGGCACGGCGGCGGACAUCCUUGAAUUUACGAGUGAGACGCUCUUGGACGUCAAAGACACAAAGAGUUCUGUGAUGGUCUACGUUAUUUUAGGUGUGUGGACUUGGAGCAUGUUGCAGUUCCCCUUACACUUGGCCGUGGUGAGCUCCAAGCCGGACAUGGAGAAUGAGCAGGGAGUCCAGGAGCCUUCCCUCUUGACCAAACACAGCCGCGACGUGUGGAGCAUCAUGGAGGCCUUGUUCAUCCAGGACGGGCCCUUCCUGGUGGUCAGGCUCAUCGUCAUGAUCUACUCCAAAGUCUUCCACCAGAUGUUGGGUUUCUUCACCAUCAAGAACUUCCUGGUGGUCAUACUGAACCUGUACAGGCUGGCUGUGAUAUGCCAGGACUACCGACCCUCCGGCAGCAGCAGGGACACCGAUCUCCCGUGAGUCUCUAAUGAGAUCAAGGGGAAGACGGGACGGAGACAUGUUAAGUUUUGCACUCACAGUCGACGGGAAACAAGCUCAGAGGAUGAAAAGCUGUGAAUAAUUAUCUCACACUUGCGAGGGGAAGAAGCCGUCAAGUUCAAACUCCUCUUGACUUGACUCAACUUGAAGCUCACACUACACAUCAUUUACCCUCUAAAUUCUAAUGUAGCUGCUUUGACAGAAGAACCGAUGAGACAUUGAAAUCAAAGAAAUUCCCGGCAGGGGGGCCAGACAGUUAAGGAGAAGAGGGAAGCAGAGCAUAACAGGAAAAGGAUGUGAGAGAUACCCCUGAUACGUUUACGUGUAAACACUUUAUGCACAUUACUAAAGCAGCCAGCACAAUACAGUGUAUGAAAGAAGUCCCAGAGCACAAGAGGCUGCUUAUCAACGCAGCACUUCCAGUAAGUGAAGCCAAACGGCUGCUCGGACAAGGACUGUCCAGAUUUCUCACUGUGUGAUGCCCAAAGGACAGGAAGCGAGGAGGACAGAGAGACACAGUAUACUCAAUGACACUGAUGCUCUCCGGCUGUGGACUGAGACUGAGAUUGGAGAACAGCUUUCCUCCCCUAUUUAUUUACUUUCUGUGUAUUUACUUUUGCACAGAUAAAUAACAGCCCAUAAUGCAACACAUUCCAGAGUCCAAUCGCUAAAUUGAGCUCAACACGAUGUAACGUGUACGCCACGCUGUCAAAAAACUGUUUACUUCCCUUCCCAGACAGAUAUUAGUGUUCCGACCUUCACUACACUUUACUAAAAGAUCUUAUACUUGAAUUGAACAUGCAUAAAAUCAAGGUUAUGAAUGAAUGGAAAAAAAAUACUGUCAUGUUUCUGCUUUUAAUCCGUUAUUGAAAAUAUAUAAUGAAUACCUUUGGCUACCUGACAAACUUAUCUGAAGUACUUUCCUGUCCUCUGUUGGAAAAUUGAAGUUGAAGCUGAUGAUGUGAUUUUCAGGUUUGCAUCUGUUUCUAAGCUUGAACCUUGUCCCUCUGCCCCUGUGAUGUUUACACUCAUCACUACAUCCUGUGUGUUAAAGUUGGGGAGGUCUCCUCUGACUCGAUUGGCUUUUAUAUAUUUUUAUUACCAAAGACCUCAUUGGGAUUCUUCCUUCUAACGGUGCCUCUGUGAUGAUCUUUGGUUUUUAUUAUGAUCAAACCUCCACAGUCCUGGCUGAGGACCACAGGUGACCACAUCUGUCUGAAAAACUCUCUAUCCUCUUUUAAAUCUCUCUGAAAGACACGUUUUAUAAGUGUCUUUCCUAUUCAUUAUUUCUUUUUUAUAAUGUUUUAUAUUAUCAUAUUUUUACUCAUUUUUAUUUCUGUAUCUCUGCUCUAAUGCUAUGCGACCUUCAAAUUUCUUUGGAACUGUCUCCUAUUGUUUGCCUUCAAUUAUUUAAUGUUUAACCACCACCGCCCCUUGUUACUUUAUUUUGAAAGGUGUUAUAUAAUAAAAUGUAUUAUUAACCAUAAUUUUAUAUGACUUUUUUUUUUACUGGUUUUAUUCUAUGUGUUACUUUUUGUAUUUAAUUAACUGUAAUUUUUUUAAUUAUAUUUAAAAUAAUUGUGCAUCGUUUUAAUGUUUUGUAUCUUUUAAGUCAUGUAUAUUGUUGCUCAUUAUUACUGUAUGUAAAUGAGGUUCAGCCCCUUGUAAUGUUAAUCACUGACUUUAUAAGGGAAGUUAUAAGUCACUGCUAAUGUGGCUGGACUUGACAAAACCUAAAUAAAACAGUACAAACCA
Pleuronectes platessa (European plaice) is the source of this 2813-nucleotide messenger RNA. Its product is annotated as transmembrane protein 26. Lineage: Eukaryota; Metazoa; Chordata; Actinopteri; Pleuronectiformes; Pleuronectidae. The transcript is spliced from 6 exons. The record is from RefSeq and is a predicted model, not a curated record. The coding region runs from base 93 to 1040 and encodes 315 amino acids.